GCAGGAGACGGUAGUGUAGCUGGCCGGUUCGUAUUCAGUUAACUGCAGUCGGUGGUAGAACUCGGUCUUGUUGUCUAUACAGUCUGAUCUGGGGUUUUUUGUUGUUUGUGGAUUGUAUUAGCGGAAAUUCGUGCUUAUUGGAUUAUUUCCGGCGUCCUUGAUUCCGGUGAUGCGUACUUUGUAAAAUUGAUUUGACCUCGUAGCCCAACGGUCUUUGUCGUGUUUGACCGAAUAGCAAAAAGCGCACGAACGGUAAAAAAACGGAUCAGGUGGUUGCACGUGAUGGGAUAGUGCAGCUCGUCGGUGGAAAUCUCUUUGGUUGGCUAGUUCAGGUUUAAACCUCAUUGGGCCGUUUUUUCUAGUUUUUGACUCUUCUUCGAGAGCGGAAACGGUCAGCGCAUCCGUUGCCUCGGGCUUUAGACUACGAGACGUAAUGGAUAUCUAUUCUGAUGCCGCUGAUCCGGUCUGCUUGAAGCCGGCGAAAUUAAAAACAAUACGACUGAAUCGACGACCAGGCGUCCCAUAUUUUGGAUUUGGGAUACGUGGAGGCCGCGAAUAUGGUUUGGGAUUCUUUGUUACCAAAAUUGUACCUGGUAGUGAAAGCGAGCUGCAAGGAUUAAUGGUUGGAGAUCAGGUAAUCCGCAUUGAUGGCAUGCGAGUAGAAGAAGCAUUACAUAAAGAGAUGCUUAAUUUCAUCCGAUCAAAAUCCCACGUCACCUUGUCAGUUAGAAGUGGAGGCCUCGUCCCAUUUUACGAGUGUACCAAUCACGCUCUAUCGUGGCAACCGGUCAAGACCGACCGAAUCCACCAUCCGGUCUUGUCAACAUCAUCUUCGUGGAGUUGUAGCGAAGUAGCGACUUCAUUCGCCAGCUUGACUCUCCGCUCAGACAAUAAAGGAAGAUUCGGAUGCAGUGUCUGCGAAGGCCCACCGCACAGACGAGGAGUCUACGUUCAAACGACAGAAGAAGGAAGCGUCGCCAGGGUUGCCGGAAUCAAAUCCGGUGAUCGGAUUCUCCACUGCAACGGCAUGGAUAUGACCUCCGUGGAUUUCGAUGAGGCGGUAUCCAUGCUGAGAGAAUCGACUGUUUUGAAUUUGAUUAUCAGCCGAGGGGCUGGUAGUGAUUUCAUUUCACCUGGUGAAUCUUCCGGCUACAAUAGCGCCGCGUCUUCCAUCAACGGCGACCAAAGCCCAUUGCAGAACGGAAAACAGAAACGUCUCUCCGUCGUCAGAGAAGAAAUGAUUGACGUCAUUGAUGAAAGACGAGGCAUAGUGGUCGGCACCGCGACAGUCGAUUUCCGCCGCCGGAACGACAUGGAAUGGAAUCGACAUGACCACAACGACCAAGAAACGAUUCAUCAAGACGUUCACCAAUGGAACCGAACAUCUAUUGUUUUAGAGGAACAAGAAGAACGAAAGCGGCUGCAAGAAGAACGCCGGCGGAUUCAAGAAGCUCACAAAUUACUGGCGGAAGAAAAGGAGAAACUUGCCAGAGACCGCCAACAGCUUGAAGACGCCAGAUUUCAAUUACUAAACGGAACAGUUUCGUCGCAGAAAAAGCCCAUUCCACCACCACCAACGAGGACUUAUGUGGAACCGGAAAAGGUGGUUAAGUCAGUUGGUGGAGGUACCGUUCACGAGCAAUUAAUGGAAGAGUUCAAACAGAAAAUGGUAUCGCUAAAGGCCGUAGACGUCAGCGUCGACAGCCCGACUAGACAACCGGUUAGUCAGGUAGGUAAAGUCAAAGAAAUUCCGGCAUCGAACACGCACCUGCCAUUGAAAACGAGUAAAUCCGCACCGCCAGCACCUCCUCCACCGCCGCCGUUGCCGACAGGUGUGACUAUCGCCGCACGGAAAAAACCAGCACCACCGCCACCCGUGCCAGUUCCCGAUUACGAUCUUUCUGAAAAGCCCCGAAAGAUGGAUGAAUCCGGACAAGAUGAGAAGGACGGAACUACUCCGACUACUAUACGCAGCAAACCGGAAGGAACUAAGCCAGCUGUACGAGUGUCGAUUGGUACAUAUCAAGAAUUGCGACCUGAACCUACGAAAUUGGAUUUCUUGCCGCCGAAGAGACAUAGUGUAUCACCUGGCGGAGUAGGAAAGUCGUUGGACGGGACCAUCAAGAACCAGUUACACACGGAAUUGAAUCAAACACUUUCUCGAGCCCGUUUGAGGCAGCGACUUCCUUCCUCUGAUCUUGUUGAUGAAGAAACAAAGAAACCCCCAUCAGCUGAAAUGAGUCCUGUUUUAAAAGAAAUCUCUCCCGAUCGACCACCACCUGUCCUAUCGACAUUCAGGCGGGCUCCAUCAUCAGAUAUUCAAGCUAAAAUGGCUUCGUUGGCAGCUGCUGCCUCCACAACUUCACUUGGUGGAGGGUCGGCCCGUGAUGUAACGAUUUCUCAGUCAGCCGAUAAUAAAGUCACCAUCAAAGUCCAUCCCUACGUUUCCCGAACGGACUUUGGUCAAACAACGUACAUCGACUGUGUCCCCGUGACCGAACUCUGAUCUUCUUUUGUGUGUCGUCGAAAAUACAUCUCCUCCAGUGUA
Molecule: messenger RNA, 2548 nt
Organism: Daphnia pulicaria
Lineage: Eukaryota; Metazoa; Arthropoda; Branchiopoda; Diplostraca; Daphniidae
Product: harmonin-like
Exons: 16
Coding region: 434-2506 (690 amino acids)
Biological process (GO): rhabdomere development
Cellular component (GO): stereocilia ankle link complex; stereocilium tip; plasma membrane
Molecular function (GO): protein binding
Source: RefSeq, a predicted model, not a curated record